Messenger RNA from Penicillium diatomitis, 1602 nucleotides. RefSeq names its product putative MFS transporter. The coding region runs from base 1 to 1602 and encodes 533 amino acids. Gene Ontology annotation, molecular function: transmembrane transporter activity. The transcript is spliced from 8 exons. Gene Ontology annotation, biological process: transmembrane transport. The record is from RefSeq and is a predicted model, not a curated record. Lineage: Eukaryota; Fungi; Ascomycota; Eurotiomycetes; Eurotiales; Aspergillaceae. Gene Ontology annotation, cellular component: plasma membrane.
AUGGAACAUAGGAUGAAGCCCGUCGAAACCCCACGGGUCUUUGCGCUCCACCGGGAAUCUAUACUGAAGGCGCUUUUUCUUCCCAAUGUAGACAUGCGGUCGGAAAAAGCCGAGCUGGAUACGAAGAGUCCUGGACAGGUCCUCGAUCCCCCUUCCGAGUACGAGCAGGAGUUGCCGGCGCUCACAAGUACCACCGAGCGCAAGUUGAUGGCCAAGAUUGACUGGCACAUUUUACCUUGCUUGUGUGUUCUGUACCUGCUUGCUUUCUUAGAUCGAGUCAACAUUAGCAAUGCGGCGAUUCUCGGGCUCAAGGAGGACUUACACUUGGAGAAGGGCACGAAAUACAACACUGCCCUCACCAUCUUCUUUGUGCCAUACAUUCUUCUUGAGAUCCCCUCCAACAUUAUCCUCAAGAAACUGAAGCCUCAUGUCUGGUUGUCGCUCUGCAUGUUCGGCUUUGGCCUCGUCAUGAUCUGCCAAGGGCUUGUCUCCAGCUGGGGUGGAUUGAUGACCACUCGAUUCUUUUUGGGUGUCUUUGAAUCGGGCAUGUUUCCAGGAUGCUUCUACCUGAUGGGCAUGUGGUACAAGCGAAGCGAAGCACAAAAGCGCUUCAGCUUCUUCUUCAGUUCCACGACUCUUGCGGGCGCCUUUGGUGGCUUGCUCGCCUAUGGAAUCGGACAGAUGGAUGGUGCUCGCGGGUGGAGAGGCUGGCGUUGGGUGUUUGUGAUUGAGGGUGCCAUCACCUGCGCCUUCGCCAUUGUCUGGUUAUUUGUGCUGCCCGACUUUCCCGAAGAGGUCAAGUGGCUGAGCGAUGAGGAGCGCGAGUUUGUGAAAGCCAAGCUGGCUAAAGAUGUCGGCAAGUCAGCUCACCACAUCAAGAUGGGCUGGCGUGAGGUCGUGGGCGUCUUAAAGGACUACAGGGUUAUCAUCGGAGGCUUUAUGUACUUUGGUCUCAUUGUUCCCGCAUAUGGUCAGUAUGGCCUUAUCAUGCCUCAAAGCCGUUACGCAUAUUUUGCACCCUCGAUCAUUAAAAGCUACGGAUACUCUCCUGUCAAAACCCAACUAUACUCAGUGGCACCAUGGGCCGCCGCGUUUGCUUUUUCUCUCGUCAUCGCCUGGUGCUCUGACCGUCUGAGAUUCCGCUUUGCAUUUACCAUCUUCCCAAUCUGCGUGGCAAUCGCUGGCUUCGCCAUGCUGAUGUCCAUUCACGGUAAGGAGAAUCGAGGAGCCCAGUAUGGCGCACUGUUCCUAGUCACCAGUGGUGCGUACAGCGCCAUGCCUGUCAUUGUCUGUUGGUUUGCUAUGAACCUCGGUGGCCAUCACCGACGCAGUGUGGGCUCAGCCUGGCAGAUCGGCUUUGGUAAUAUUGGCGGCAUUAUCGCCACCUAUUCCUUCUUCGACAGCGACGCACCCCUGUACAGAACAGGAUAUAGCAUCUGCAUCUCGUUCUGCUGUCUGUCCAUCGUGGCGUGCACUAUCUACGGCUUCCUACUUUGGCGCGAAAACCGCAAGCGCGACAACGUGCCCCCAGAAGCUCUCCCAUCGUCGACCGAGGAGGAGUAUCUCGGCGAUCUCGCUCUCAGCUACCGAUACCAGCUUUAG